This is a messenger RNA of Cololabis saira (Pacific saury), 2602 nucleotides long. It is a transcript of the gene cxxc4, whose product is annotated as CXXC finger 4. The transcript is spliced from 3 exons. NCBI's taxonomy places the organism in Eukaryota, Metazoa, Chordata, Actinopteri, Beloniformes, Belonidae. The coding region runs from base 460 to 1326 and encodes 288 amino acids. Gene Ontology annotation, molecular function: methyl-CpG binding; zinc ion binding. The record is from RefSeq and is a predicted model, not a curated record. Gene Ontology annotation, cellular component: nucleus.
ACUGAGCAGGGAGCGAGGCAGACACACGCCACAGAUCAGGAGGAGAGGAAUCACCAAACCACCUCUGCGGGUUCCGGCUCCCCUUUUUUUCUCUACCUUUUUGGCUCAUUAAUGCACUUUUCAACCUUUUUCUAGCGUGACCGGGAAGUCACUGAAAAUGAUCCUUUUGUUUUGAGCGCUCUGAAGACGCGCACACACACACACACACAACACACGCACAGACACAGGCUCGUCUGUGCGUCUUCUCGCAUCUUUUGCAUUUUGUCCCCCCUACGCGCCGCUUCGCAGUAAUGUGCCGUAACACGGGCUGGUAGCAUCUUUGGAGCUCUUCUCAACAGGAAGCUGCACUGGGGAUCACAAACCAGGAUGGUAAUCCAUUGUUCGUAACCAGCUUGAGUUCGGCAAAGACCACCAUAACUUCACUUUCUUCUCCUAAACAUUGACGAUCAUUCCCCAGCCAUGUCUAACAUAAACAAUGCGCUUUGCAUUGAAAAUGGACAAAACGCAGAUGUGUCUCUUUUACAAAAGGAUAACCUGGAUGGUGGAUUAAGCCAGCUUUUGGAUUAUAACGCUGAAAUGGAAAGGUACAGAUCUUUUGCAAACUUUUAUAAAACCAACGGGGCAUUUCCACAGACUGCUAAAAUCGCCCGCAUCACAACGCCCAUUUUUCCCAGUGCCAGAAUUGGUAUGUCCCCUUGGAACUGUGAUAACGCCAUGCUCUGGGGAAGGAAAUCAGCUGCAAUAAACCCUAAUAGGACCACCAUGCAUAGAAAUGACUCCCAGAGACCGGGGAAGCCUGGCGUGCCGCCAGAGACACUGCAAAUGGCAAAUAAUAAUUUCCUCUCUACCUUAUCCCCCGAACACUGCAGACCUUUAGCGGGAGAAUGCAUGAACAAGCUGAAAUGCGGCGCUGCUGAAGCAGAGAUAAUGAAUCUCCCAGAACGCGUUGGAACUUUUUCCGCCAUUCCGGCUUUAGGGGGCAUCUCAUUACCUCCCGGGGUCAUCGUCAUGACAGCCCUUCACUCCCCCGCAGCCUCAGCAGCCGUUACAGACAGUGCGUUUCAAAUUGCCAAUCUGGCAGACUGCCCACAGAAUAAUUCCUCUGCAUCCAGUGGAAACCCAGCUAAGAAGAAAAGGAAAAGGUGUGGGGUGUGUGCACCCUGCAGGCGGCUAAUCAACUGUGGUGUCUGCAGCAGUUGUCGGAACCGCAAAACAGGCCACCAGAUCUGCAAAUUUAGGAAAUGCGAGGAGUUGAAGAAGAAGCCAGGCUCGUCGCUGGAGAGGACGCCGGUCAACAACGGCGAGGCGUUUCGGUGGUUCUUUUAGGAACCCGGGGCAGCUUCCUCCAGCAGCAGGACCAGGCGGGACUCUUGACUUUCAGCCAGGAGCACUUCAUGGGCUCACAGAGCCCAACGCGCCCCCACACAUUUGGAGAGGACGCAACCAGAAAAAGUGGACUGACAAAAAGAUAAAACAAAAACAUAACGGUGUUGUUUUAACUCUGUAAUUUCUUUUUCUCUGUAAUUAUUGUACCUUUUUGGCAGUAUCAUUAUGUAUAUUUUGGGUGUCUAUGAAUGUGUUUUCAAUGUUGCGGCUGUAGUUCUGCAGCCAUCCCUAUGUAAAGGACCCAAACAGACAAUCAUACAAUCACACUGAAUCCGUCAAACAGAAGAGGCCACAAGGAUUGAUGAUCUAUCGACACGUCACUCUGGAGCAAUAAUCUAUUCUGUUGAUUAUCCUUCAACUUUUCACUUUCUCUCGACUUCAGUUAUUUCCAUCAAAACAAGCCAUAUCCUGUUUUGUUUCGUGUUUUCAACCACAUGCUCAUGUUAAUAUCAUUGGUGGUAGUUUCAUUGACGGAGGGCACCAGUGCAUCUGUGAUGGACUUGAUUCCUCAUUUGAGUGGACUCACUGCAGAACAGGGCACAUUGUCUUGUGCGGUGAGCUGCACUCUUUUAAAACUCUGUGGCUUGUGCACGCUGCCAAACCAAGUCCCAAUUUUAGCAAAUCUGAUCAGGCUCAGAUCUCUCUGACUGACCGUUUAGAUCACAGGUGUCAAAUUCCAGUCCUUGAGUGUUAUAGAUGUUUCCUUGCAUCAGAACGCCGGAUUUAAAUCAAUGAGAUCCUCAUCAGCUUGUCAUCAAGGUCUGCACCAGUCUGUUAAUGACACCGUCGCUUGUAUCAGGGUGUGUUGAGGCAGGGGAAGAUCGAAAACAUGCAGGACAUCGUCCCUCGAGCACUGGAAUGCAGCACCCCUGGUUUAGAUUAAAGCAAGUUACCAGAUCUGGCUUCCCUAAUCCAAAUAGUUGCCAUGGUAACCUAUAGGCACAGAACAGAUGCAAACAAACCAAAAUGGAGGGUGGCGUAAAUUUAUUGCUAUACCGUCGCAAAUAGUUCUGAGGAGCCGUAGUGUCAUUUUUCUACAAUUUUAGAGAAAACAUCAGACUGAGGAGGCCGAUGUGCUACUUUAGUUUCCAUCAGCUGCCUCCACCAGUAUGUCAGUACAGCGGGGUGUAUGAUUCAGGCAGGUUAGCUGUUAGCUAAUGGAGGAAUCCCUGUCACUUCCAUCACUCUUGUAGACACAACACAAACAACAACUAUG